Molecule: messenger RNA, 933 nt
Organism: Gavia stellata (red-throated loon)
Lineage: Eukaryota; Metazoa; Chordata; Aves; Gaviiformes; Gaviidae
Product: putative mitochondrial transporter UCP3
Exons: 6
Coding region: 1-924 (307 amino acids)
Biological process (GO): response to cold; mitochondrial transport; adaptive thermogenesis
Cellular component (GO): mitochondrial membrane
Molecular function (GO): oxidative phosphorylation uncoupler activity
Source: RefSeq, a predicted model, not a curated record
AUGGUGGGUCUGAAGCCCCCCGAGGUGCCCCCGACAGCCGCUGUGAAAUUUGUAAGCGCGGGGAUGGCCGCCUGCAUCGCCGAUCUCUGCACCUUCCCCCUGGACACCGCCAAAGUGCGGCUGCAGAUCCAGGGCGAAGUGCGGAUCCCCCGCAGCACCAGCACCGUGGAGUACCGGGGUGUUUUGGGGACGCUGAGCACCAUGGUGAGGACGGAGGGACCCCGCAGCCUCUAUAGCGGGCUGGUGGCCGGGCUGCAGCGGCAGAUGAGCUUCGCCUCCAUCCGCAUCGGGCUGUACGACUCGGUCAAGCAGCUCUACACCCCCAAGGGUGCCGAGAGCACAGGGCUGGCGGCACGGGUGCUGGCGGGCUGCACCACGGGGGCAGUGGCGGUGACGUGCGCCCAGCCCACCGACGUGGUCAAGGUACGGUUCCAGGCCAACGGGGCGCUGUCGGAUGGCGCCCGCCGGUACAGCGGCACCGUGGAUGCUUACCGCACCAUCGCCAGGGAGGAGGGCGUCCGCGGGCUCUGGAGAGGGACGCUGCCCAACAUCGCCCGCAACGCCAUCGUCAACUGCGGGGAGCUCGUCACAUACGACCUCAUUAAGGACGCGUUGCUGCGGGCGCAGCUGAUGACAGACAAUGUCCCCUGCCACUUCGUGGCCGCCUUCGGGGCCGGCUUCUGCGCCACGGUGGUGGCGUCGCCGGUGGACGUGGUGAAGACACGGUACAUGAACGCCGGACCCGGGCAGUACCGGAACGUGCUCAGCUGCCUCCUCGCUCUGCUCAUGCAGGACGGCCUCGCCGGCUUCUACAAGGGGUUCGUCCCCUCCUUCCUGCGGCUCGGCUCCUGGAACGUGGUGAUGUUCAUCUCCUACGAGCAGCUGCAGCGUGCUGCGGUGCUGGCCCGGCCGGCCCAAUCCUGACCCCCCUAC